AUGUUUCUUCGGUUCUGCAAAUUUCGUUUCUUUCUUUUUCUCUUUUUUUUUAAACGAAAUUUGUUUUUUUUCUAUAUUGAGUAUUUCUUAUCUCUGUUCCUUUUAUAUUUUCCAUUUUUCUUUUUGUUCACUAUUUAUUUUUCAUUCCACUUUCGUUUUUUUCUUUCUUUCGUCCUAUUUUUCUCUUUAGCUUCCUUUAUUUUUUUUCCUUAUAUCUCUUCCGAUAUUUCAUUGAAUUUACCUUCUUUUUCUUUUACUCUGUGCCUGCUUUUCGUUUCAUUAAUACCACUAUUCUUUCUUUCACACUUUAUUUCUUUCAUCCAUGCUUUCUUUUAUUCUUUCUGUUCUUUCUUCCUGUUUUUCUUUCUUUCGGUUCUUUCUUUCUAUUCUUUAUUUCUUUGUUCUGUUCUUUCUUUCUUUCUUUCUUUCUUUCUAUCUGUUCUUCCUUUCUGUUUUUCUUUCUUUCGGUUCUUUCGUUCAAUUCUUUUUCUUUCUUUUUUCUUUUUUUUCUUUUCUUUUUCGGUUCUUUUCUUUCUUUCGGUUUUCUUUCUUUUCUUUCAGUUUCUUUUUUCUUUCAAUUUUUCUUUUUUUCUUUUUUUCGGUUUUCUUUCUUUCUUUUUCUUUCUUUUCUUUCUUCGGUUCUUUUCUUUCUUUCUUUCGGUUCUUUCGUUCAAUUCUUUCUUUUUUUUUUUCUUUCUUUUUUCUUUCUUUCUUUCUUUCUUCUUUCUUUUCUUUUCUUUUGUUCUUUUCUUUUCUUUCUUUCUUUCUUUUUUCUUUCUUUUUCUUUUUCUUUCUUUCUUUUCUUUUCUUUUUUUCUUUUCUUCUUUCAAUUUCUUUUCUUUCUUUCUUUUCUUUCGUUCAAUUCUUUCUUUUUUUCUUUUUUUCUUUCUUCUUUCUUUUUGGUUCUUUCUUUCUUUCGGUUUUUCGUUCAAUUUUUUCGGUUUUUUUUUUUCUUUUUCUUUUUUCUUUCUUUCGGUUCUUUCUUUCUUUCAGUUCUUUCGUUUUCUUUCUUUUUUUUUUUUUUCUUUCUUUCUUUCUUUUUUUUCUGUUGUUUCUUUCUUUCUUUUUUGUUUCGGUUCUUUUUCUUUUUCGGUUCAAUUCUUUUUUUUUUUUCUUUCUUUCUUUCUUUUUCUUUCGGUUCUUUCUUUCUUUCUUUCUUUCGUUCAAUUCUUUCUUUUUUCUUUUUUCUUUCUUUUUUCGGUUCUUUCUUUCUUUUCUUUCGUUCAAUUCUUUUCUUUUUUUUUUCUUUUUCUUUUUUUCUUUCUUUCUUUCUUUUGGUUUCUUUCUUUCUUUCUUUUCUUCUUUCUUUCUUUUCAAUUCUUUCUUUUUUUUCUUUUUCUUUCUUUUUUUACUUUUCUUUCUUUUCGGUUUUCUUUCUUUCGGUUCUUUCUUUCGGUUCUUUCGUUUCAAUUCUUUCUUUUUUUUUUUUUUUUUUUUUUUUUUUUCUUUGUUUCUUUCUUUCUUUUCUUUUUUUUCUUUGUUUCGGUUCUUUCUUUCAAUUCUUUCUUUCGGUUCUUUCUUUCUUUUCGGUUUUUUUCGUUCAUUUUUUCUUUUCUUUCUUUCUUUCUUUCUUUCUUUCGGUUCUUUCUUUCUUUCGGUUCUUUCGUUCAAUUCUUUCUUUUUUUUCUUUUCUUUCUUUCUUUCUUUCUUUCUUUCGGUUCUUUCUUUCUUUCGGUACUUUCGUUCAAUUCUUUCUUUCUUUCUUUUCUUUCUUUCUUUCUUUCUUUCUUUUGGUUCUUUCUUUCUUUCGGUUCUUUCGUUCAAUUCUUUCUUUUUUUUUUCUUUUUUUCUUUCUUUCUUUUUCUUUCUUUUUUCUUUCUUUCUUUCUUUCUUUUUCUUUUUUCUUUCUUUCUUUUUUUCUUUUUUUUUUUUUUUCUUUGUUUUUUCUUUUGUUUUCUUUGUUUCGGUUCUUUUCUUUCUUUCGGUUUUUCGUUCAAUUCUUUCUUUUUUUCUUUUCUUUCUUUCUUUCUUUCGGUUCUUUCUUUCUUUUGGUUCUUUCGUUCAAUUCUUUCUUUCUUUCUUUCGGUUCUUUCUUUCUUUCGGUACUUUCGUUCAAUUCUUUCUUUCUUUCUUUCUUUCGGUUCUUUCUUUCUUUCGGUUCUUUCGUUCCAAAUUCUUUCUUUUUUUUUUUUUUUUUUUUCUUUCUUUUUUUUUUCUGUUUUUCUUUUCUUUUCUUUCUUUUUUUUUGGUUCUUUCUUUCUUUCUUUUCUUUCAAUUUUUCUUUUUUCUUUUUCUUUCUUUCUUUCUUUCGUUCAAUUUCUUUUCUUUCUUUCUUUUUUUGGUUCUUUCUUUCAAUCUUUUUUCUUUCUUCGGUUUUUUCUUUCUUUCGGUUCUUUCGUUUCAAUUUUCUUUCUUUCUUUCUUUCUUUCUUUCUUUUUCGGUUCUUUCUUUCUUUCUGUUCUUUCAUUUCAAUUCUUUUUUUUUUUUUUUUCUUUUUUCUUUCUUUCUUUCUUUCUUUCUUUCUUUCUUUCUUUAUUUUCAAUUUUUUUUUCUUUCUUUUCGUUUUUCUUUUGGUUCUUUCUUUCUUUCGAUUCUUUCGUUCAAUUCUUUCUUUCUUUCUUUCUUUCUUUCUUUCGGUUCUUUCUUUCUUUCUGUUCUUUCAUUCAAUUCUUUCUUUUUUUCUUUUUUUUCUUUCUUUCUUUCUUUCUUUCUUUCUUUAUUUCGGUUCUUUCUUUCUUUCGGUACUUUCGUUCAAUUCUUUCUUUCUUUCUUUUCUUUCUUUCUUUCUUUCUUUCUUUCGGUUCUUUCUUUCUUUCGGUACUUUCGUUCAAUUCUUUCUUUCUUUCUUUCUUUCUUUCUUUCGGUUCUUUCUCUCUUUUGGCAAGUUCUUGCUUUACUUUCAUUAUUCCUUUUCUUUAUUUUCUUUUUUCUAUCAGUUUUAAUUUUGAUGUAUCUUCUUUUUGUCCUCAUACUUACAUCUGUAUGUUUCAUUUUACAUUUCUAUUUUUUUCUUUCCAAAAACAAAAACAUUACCGUUUCUUUCCUGAAUUUUUUAUUUAUACUAUUUCUUCCUCAUUCUGUUUUUUUUUUUUUUUUCAUUAUUUAUUGCAUUCUCCUUUUUUUUUUUUCUGUCCUGCUUCCCCUUCCUUUCUUUGUUUCUUUCUUUAUUACAUUACUUUCUUUCUUUCUUUCAUUCAUAAUUUUCUUUCUUUCUUUCUUUAUUUUUUCUAG
Messenger RNA from Acanthosepion pharaonis, 3171 nucleotides. The record is from the annotation of a GenBank genome assembly. NCBI's taxonomy places the organism in Eukaryota, Metazoa, Mollusca, Cephalopoda, Sepiida, Sepiidae.